Aspergillus luchuensis is the source of this 531-nucleotide messenger RNA. Its product is annotated as CinA family protein. The record is from RefSeq and is a predicted model, not a curated record. The transcript is spliced from 4 exons. The coding region runs from base 1 to 531 and encodes 176 amino acids. NCBI's taxonomy places the organism in Eukaryota, Fungi, Ascomycota, Eurotiomycetes, Eurotiales, Aspergillaceae.
AUGUCUGAAUUCCCUCCAUCCAGUCUCCGCCCCCUUAUCGAAGAAGUCUUCCACCUCCUCCGCACCCGCAAAGAGACCAUUUCCGUCGCUGAAACCGCAUCGGGAGGCCUCAUUUCUGCCUGUCUCCUCUCAGCCCCAGGCGCAUCCAGCAUCUACAAAGGCGGGCUGACGGUAUACACCCUCGACUCCCGCAUUACCUACACCGGCUGGACCCCUCAGCAUCUAGAGAACUACAGUGGCCCGACCCCAGAAAUAGUGGCGGGGAUCGCGGAAAAUGUGCGCGGCACACUGAAAUCUACAUAUACCGUUUGUGAGAGUGGCACGGCAGGACCGACAGGUGGGACGAGCAGGAAUCGGACCCCUGGAUAUGUGGCGCUCGCAGUAUCGACGCCGUCUGGAACGGUGACAAGGGAGGUGGAGACGGGAACCGCGGAAAGAGAAAAGAACAUGGUGCUUUUUGCUGGGGAGGGAUUGAAGUUGGUGAGGGAUUUACUUAUUGGAGAGGUUAAGCCUACCACUCCAGCACUGUAG